AUGGAUGCCUACACCAUACACCAUAACAAGAAAGGCUCUAUCGUCCUCAUCGCCAACAAUGGGAUUCGCCCUUUCACCGGCACCUCUGAGGCAGUCUUCAACGGCUCCUCCGCGGCAAUCCCGCUCGUCAACUCGAGCUCAAGCAGGGGCACCACCGGUGGUCGUUCCGUCUCGUACUUGCCUUCUACAAACAACACUUCCUCGACUUACCCCGUGGGGGGCAACCUAGGCCGGGGCUUUGAGAACGCCGCCUGUUAUCCCGAGUUGUGCAACUACAAGAACUAUGGAGAGCAAGCCCCGGCAUCGCGAACUUGGUCGGCGGCUUCGUCAAUCUCGCGCCUCUCUGCUGCUACUCUUCCGUUUGUGCCGGCUAGGUCUGCAACACCACAACCUGCUCUCUCGGCUUCACAUGGCUUGUUUGUCCCCGAUCCCGCCGUCUCUGGCUACAGCCCAGUUGACUAUGUUGCUGGUGCCGCCUAUACUGCUGGUGCCUAUGCUGCUAGUGUCUACGCUGCUAGCUCCUAUCCUGCUGGUUCCUUUGCUAUAGGUGCCUAUCCUGCUGGCUCUUAUGCUGUUGAUGCUUAUCCUGCUGGUGCCCAUCCUGCUGGUGCCCAGCUCAACAUUGCUGACCUCUGCCAUACUAUUGCUAAUCGUAAUACUUCCCAAUGCCCGCCGCAACGUACUCAUAUAAAGUUUCGUCAGCGUAUGAAAAAAAGUGAUGACUUUGAUCCUCAAGCUCACGAUCAUGAUUUCUUCGGCUUUCUUUAUGGACAGGGACAGGAAUAUUCGCACAAAAAUGGAAAAGGAGGCUUGGAAAAUGGUGAAUGCCAAGGCGUCAAGAUUCCCAGUGCCCCGAGGGCUAUGCGUGACGGUACUCCUGAUCACCACCUCACUGGCCCUGAAGCCGUUGGCUCGGGCGCUUUCGACAAUCAACGACCCGGUCAUCAACAACCCGUUCAACCCCCUUCUUCCGUUCAGCCCAGCACGAUGCAUCCUGCUUCACAUUUCUUCGCUCGCAAAGAUGAAACCCAGAAGGAUAUCAUCAUCUCAUCUUCGGGUGUGAUCUGCAAUUCUGUCCGCGUUGUCGAGCAACAAGUUCCGGGUGGUCCUCUCAGACAGAUCAUCCAAGAUGUCUUCAACCCCAGUGUCUAUGACUUUGUCACCGAAUUCAAGAAUUUGAACUCAAAGAUCAAGGAAAAUCUGUUGGGGAAGAACUGCAUCGAUAUUCAAGUGCACCUGAAUGACCCCGAGGAAGAUGCUCUUAGGGACGAGAAACUCUUUGCUGCGAAGGGUGCCGGGAAGAAGAAGGCAGAGACCAAGGGCGAUGGUCAAGAAAAGGCCGUUUCUUCUGAUCUUUUUGGUGUUCAGCCGUUGAUCGAAGCUAUGGAGCAGGAUAUUCCGGAGAAGGUCACUGUUCUUGAUGUCUUGCAAUCGCUCGGAAGCGGUUUCGUUGAAAACGUCAAGAAACUGACGAUUACUCUCAUCUUCCCAAAUUCAACCGACCCAUUCACCGGCCCUGCCUCUUCCAUUAUCGGUCCAAUUCCGCCCGUCGCCUCCUCCAGGACUCUCGGUGGUGUCCCACAAAACACGCCCAACUUCCGCUACUUGACCAAGGUGGUCGAUUACUUGCACAACAUGAGCAGCCUGACCCUUGUCUCCAUCAACCUCCGCGUCUCAGGCCGGAGCAGAAUGCCGCUGAGCUUGCUCCAACUCUACCACGUCCUCCCGUUCUACGACCUCGGCUUUACCAACUGGGACAUCAAGUACCAGCCCAGCAGCUUGAGCGUCCCGCUGAACGUCCACGGCUGGGCCAUCAUCCAGCUGGAUCGCGAGCGGGAUCGGAUUAUCGCCGAGCGCUUCCGUAGGGCUCGGGAGGCCGUGUCUGCUCGUAAGGGUGCUAGGUCCGCAGGUCGCCCCAGCAACAUGGCUGCUGCCGCUGGUAACUCAGACGGUCUUUCUGGCAUGCUUGCUGCCGGCAACUUGGUUCGCAAUCCCAACGUGGCUAUCCUGGGAGAUCCAAUUCUUGAUCCCAACACGGCUGUCUCAAAAAACCCAUUUUGCGAUCCCGAUGUGUCAUCUGCCAGAAGCUCUAUCCGUGAUCCCAGCAUGGCUCCCGCAGACACCUUCUGUCGCCCACUCGCUCCCCGAGUAAGAAAUAGUUAA
Molecule: messenger RNA, 2163 nt
Organism: Drepanopeziza brunnea f. sp. 'multigermtubi' MB_m1
Lineage: Eukaryota; Fungi; Ascomycota; Leotiomycetes; Helotiales; Drepanopezizaceae
Source: RefSeq, a predicted model, not a curated record